UUAGAUUGUUCAAUAUCUUUAAAAAAUUAAAGUUUAAUUAGUUAGUGUUUAAAAAACUAAUUAGUGUUUAACAUGAAUGAUCUUUUGAAGGAGUUCACAAGAAAUCUUAAUUAUUUUCUAAUUGGGCGCGACGGAGAUGAAAAAGUAACGUUAAUUAAAAAACAUUCUAGUAACCUGCAGGCAAUCGGCGAAUUUAGUUUUCCUAACACUAUAACAGCUUGGCACGAAUAUGUGAAUGAAAAAGCGGACUUAAAUAACAGCAAUUUUCUCACAUAUGUUAAGAAAGAUGCCGUCGAUAUCAUCAACGCAUCAAAGAAAUGGAAAUUAUCUGUCAAAAACGUAAAGUUUAUCAAUGAUCGUGUCCAUUUGUUUGUCGACCGACGUAUUGCUAUAAGAGUAUGCUUAGAAUGUUGUUUAGAAAACAAUAAUUGGAUUAUUCAGAAAUUAAAUGAUAAACAAAAUGUUGCGUGCAUCGAUCCGUCGUGUGAUGGAGCCGGUAUAACUUCACUGCGUGUCAAAAGUUUAGUGCAAGCAAUAAAUAAUCUUGUUGCCAUAAACUCAAGCAAUUUGUCUGAAACUACAAGAGUAGUUGUCACCUCAAAGUCAUCAAACAGCUGCGGUUCAGGGGAAUACUUGCUGUGUGGAGCUGUACUCAAUGCUAAAACUAAUGUCAAGGAAAAUGCUUUAAGUGGAGAUGAUUUUAUCAAAUUACGUCAGAAUGAGUUGAUGCUGAUCGCGCAGCACAAAUAUGGUAUGAGAGCAGGCACUGAAGACAAGUGGCGGGAGUUCAUAGCGCACCUCGGACAGUCUGCCGUCACAUUUGAAUUACUACAGACUCAGCCCAGCUCCGCUGUCAAAAUAAACUUUGAUGUGUCCACUGGAUGUAGCAAAGGUGCCGCAUUUAUCCUAUACAAUUGUGCCAGAUUGGAAACUAUCAUACGGACAUUCAAUGAGAAGGUUGUUGAUGGCACGUAUCCGCCACUACCUCAAAUCACAAACACUGAUUUCUCUUUGUUAACUCAAGAGGAGGAGUGGGCGCUAGUGCUGACAUAUGCGGCGGGCGCCGCGGGCGCGCUGGCUGGCUGCGGGACAGGGCCGCACCGCCUGUGCGCCUUCCUGAGCGCCAUGGCCCGCCUGCUCAGUCAGUACUACAGGAAAACUAGGAUAUUGACGGAGCCGCGCUCACAUCUGCUGCCCGUCAUGUUUGCUCGAAUCCAUAUGCUGAAAGUUCUUAACGAAACUUUAAAGACUUGUUUACGAAUAUUAAACAUUAAAAGCGUUUCGCAAAUGUACCACUCAUUUUUAUUGUUAUCCUUUUACAUCAUAGUCACAUUAACACUUAAAUGACGAAUACAUUCCGACCCAGUUGCGUUAUCAGUGCAGCGGAGUUGCAGGGAAACGUCGAACGCAAUGUUGACAUUGAAUCGCCGUCGACUUAAACUUUCCCCUCCGCCCGCCGUCGCCGCGCGCAUCACAUCUUUGUGUCUAUACACUAUAUCGUGUUGUGUAAUGCCGUCGCAAAAGGCACGUAUGCAAGAAAAUAAAACUUAUGCGAUGUCUCGCACGUCGCAGGAGCGCUACCGAGCUCAUGGAAAAAAUGUUUUGUUUGGAAACACAAAGUUCACGUGAUUGACCCAGGUAUUUUGUUGUGGGCAUAUUGGCG
Molecule: messenger RNA, 1663 nt
Organism: Papilio machaon (common yellow swallowtail)
Lineage: Eukaryota; Metazoa; Arthropoda; Insecta; Lepidoptera; Papilionidae
Product: DALR anticodon-binding domain-containing protein 3
Exons: 5
Coding region: 73-1347 (424 amino acids)
Biological process (GO): arginyl-tRNA aminoacylation; tRNA C3-cytosine methylation
Molecular function (GO): ATP binding; arginine-tRNA ligase activity; tRNA binding
Source: RefSeq, a predicted model, not a curated record